This is a messenger RNA of Guillardia theta CCMP2712, 1059 nucleotides long. RefSeq lists its product as hypothetical. Lineage: Eukaryota; Cryptophyceae; Pyrenomonadales; Geminigeraceae. The coding region runs from base 1 to 1059 and encodes 352 amino acids. The record is from RefSeq and is a predicted model, not a curated record. The transcript has 6 exons.
AUGUCGCAUGCGGGGAAUGUGAUUCCCGAAUGGAUGGAAACAGCGGAAGAUAGGAGAGAAAGGUUAGAACGAGAACUGUUGAUCCAGAGGCGGAGAGAAAAGUUGCUCAAGGAGGCGAAGAAGAAGACAGAAACUAUGUGUCUUUCCUUGAUCAAUCAGAUCGUUGACGGCGUUGCUCAAAAAUGCUACAUGAAAGAAAUCUUUGUCAGGGACAAGUCGAUUGCUGCAGCGGCAGCAGAAGCGGCUGUGCUCCGCAGGUUCCAACAUGGGCUGACAGAAAACCAGCAUCAAAACGUGCAUGGCGGUCCUGUCAUGCACAGAUGGACUCCUGACCAAGUUCCCCGACAAGACGAGCUCGAGGAUGUGAUCAUGAAGCGAAAAGUGCAGGGGACGUGGGUUGAGAAGGCUAGAAAGCAUGUGAACGUCUCCCUUGGUGGGGGACUGACUGCCAUCGUGAAGAACCCGAAGAAGGUGUUCGAUGAAGUCCGAUAUGUCGGCGACGGGCAGGCGAAUGGGUAUGUUGACCUUCAGAGUGAACGAGGGCCAAGUAGAAAGGAUCUGCGAGUAGGUCAGCGAGUGACGUUGGACGAAAUAUCACUUCAACGUCGCAGGACUUACAAGCUGGGCGACAAGACAGGAGUGGAGCAGCUGAACCAGCAGGGAGUGCCGUUGGACGCAGCAAGAGACGCUUGUAGCGGAGUCAUCAUCAACACGAGCAAAGAUUUCAAGAUACAGACAGGAUUGAAGUACCUCCCCGGUCAGAAGAUCACCAACUACGUCUGCUACCCUGGAGGCGGAAGCUGGAUACGAUGGGAUGCUACCAAGGAAGUCACGUACGAGUGGACUGACAGGAUUGUUCCCGUCGCACACCAGCAAGGCAAUACUCUUGAAGACAUUCAAACUCGCCAGGACUUGAUCUUGAACUGUCAAUGGGAUUCUCUCGAUGAGAAUGUUGAAAGAUUCUGGCCAGAUGUACCGCGGAUAUUCGAAGGGAUCAAAGACAAGGAGACUUUGGAUCGAAAGGCGACCGAAGUCAUGCAGCACAAGAUUGAAUAUUGA